Molecule: messenger RNA, 1659 nt
Organism: Alternaria arborescens
Lineage: Eukaryota; Fungi; Ascomycota; Dothideomycetes; Pleosporales; Pleosporaceae
Exons: 2
Coding region: 1-1659 (552 amino acids)
Biological process (GO): transmembrane transport; metal ion transport
Cellular component (GO): membrane
Molecular function (GO): metal ion transmembrane transporter activity
Source: RefSeq, a predicted model, not a curated record
AUGUCCAAAACACCGAAACAGCCCCAGCUCUACUCAAAGAUACAAUACCAGAAUUUGGCAAGCUAUCUGCUCAAAGCUCCGGCACAGAGUCUUGGUGCAUCCAUCAGUGUGCAGCCGGAUCAAAGACAAGGCAGCAGUUCAUUUGCGCAUGUCGUAGUGCAUUCCUUUCCAGGAACCGGCGUGCCGCAAAGAUACGACUUCAAUCUCAAAGAUGGUUUGACACGCUUUAUCGAUCAUCCUGAGCCAGACGGUGUUGUCAACGAAGUAGUUCUGGUCCGUGGAUCACUUUCCCCCGCAUGGCUUGACGCCCUGGGCGACAAAUACAAGAUCGAUCCGGAAUUCUUUCGAAGACAUCUCCGCUACCUAGCUGGCCGUGACUACUCGGAUCUACCGUCUCUACCGUCUUCCGACACGGAUAUAUUGACUCUCACAUUGCCGUCCCUAUACACUCGCUCCCAGCCACUAGCACAGAAUCAGAUCAAGGCAGAUCGCGAAAAGGACGCAAACAUUGUUACAAAAAAUCAGAAUGUGGUCGCUGGCCGUGCCGCUUCCGGGGAGACAAUAAUUCGGCGGUUCGCAACGCUUGGAGAAUUCCUUUUCUCCGUUGAGCACGAAAUUUCCAUCUUUACAAGAACUCGAAAGAGGAAUGGUAGCCAGAUAGCAAUUGUUCUUCUUGAUAAUGGGCUAGAGAUGAACCGAAAGAAUGGACCACCAUGUUUCAGUACGCACGAUACAACGCAUCCCAUCACCGGAGUCCUACCACUGCCUGUCAUCGUCCCUAGACCUGCUGGUAUGGAUAUCGGUACCAAUCACCCAGAUGCGCCAUGCGAUAGCGAACCAUUGUCCUCUGAGGCCAUCGGUCACGUCGCAUCGUUAGUGCCCUUCUAUAUAGGAAUGACUACCCAUGGUCUACCAACAUCAUCCGAUGUCUUCAACUUUAUCCCCGAAAUCUUCAGACUGGUAGCUGCGGCUGAGUGUCAGUUUCUCAACCGCGUCUAUGGCAUCGUACAAGAUCAAGAUGUGAAUACUAUCGAAGCAGAAGCAAUGGACUUGGCUAUCAACACUCUUCGAUACAUCAAAGGAUUGCUAGAGGACCACAAACAACGACUGAAACAUAACGUAGCACUACUGAAGCUCCGUCGCUCGAAUGAGCCAAGCACCAACAGCCUUCUUACAGUCCCUGGCUCGUCCACACCGACAUCCAGAGGUCCAUCGAAUGACGAUCUGUCGCAGAUCUUGGUUGACUUCAAAGAGCUCCUAAACCGGACAGAAAGUUUGACUACGCUGUGCACCGAAACAACUGGGCUGAUACUGAAUGGAGCGAUGCUGCGUGAGUCGCAGAAGGCCAUACAUCGCGCAGAUGAUCAGAGAAGAUUGACUGUACUCGCAUACUUGUUUUUGCCGUUAUCGCUCAUCGCUUCGUUGUUCGGUAUGAAUGUGAAGGAACUGGAUCCUGAUUCGUCACAGAGUAUUUGGCUUCCGUUCGUUGUUCUUGCACCUGUGGGUGUCAUCUCAUAUCUACUCUUCUCUCCGAAGCGCAUUCAACGGGCUUUGCGAUACUGCGGCUCAAUAUUCGUUUCUUUACGGACUCAUCACCAUACCCAGGGUGCAACUAUCCCGUUGAAUGACUCUAGAGUCAAUGGUGCAGGUUCCGCUUGA